This is a messenger RNA of Chironomus riparius, 593 nucleotides long. The record is from the annotation of a GenBank genome assembly. NCBI's taxonomy places the organism in Eukaryota, Metazoa, Arthropoda, Insecta, Diptera, Chironomidae.
CAUUUGCAAACAUCAUGUCGGCUAGUGGAACUAAGGAAAUAAGUGCUCGUGAUCUACAAAUUUUGGACUUAUUAUUUGAUCAGUCUAAAAGCGAAGAUCUAGUUAGGAAUUGUACACAACCCAUUCAUGAUGACAUAAAUAUUAAAGAUGACGAUGAAGAGAUUACAGAGGAGAUUACAAGUUCCAAAAAGUACGAAAUCGAGGGAGUCGUGCUAGCUGAAGCAGCAAAAUUUGAUGAAGCACUAGAAAAGUUCAAUAAAGCUAUUGAAGCAGCACCAAACAGACCUUCACCUUACAAUAAUCGUGCACAAUUAUUUCGCUUUCUCAAGGACGACGAAAAAACAAUUAGUGACUUGAACAAAGCAAUAGAACUAUCGGGUGAUAAAUACAAAUUGACGAAAUGUCGUGCAUAUACACAACGUGGAAUAAUUCAUAGAAUGCAAAACAAUUUAGAUGCUGCACGCGAUGACUUUAAUGAAAGUGCAAAACUCGGAUCCAAGUUUUCUCGUCAACAACUCGUUGAUAUUAAUCCUUAUGCGCAAUUGUGUAAUCAGAUGGUGACACAGAUCUUGGGAAAUUAUCAAAAUUAUUAA